Messenger RNA from Soboliphyme baturini, 1497 nucleotides. NCBI's taxonomy places the organism in Eukaryota, Metazoa, Nematoda, Enoplea, Dioctophymatida, Soboliphymatidae. The record is from the annotation of a GenBank genome assembly.
AUGUGGCAUCAGAUACGUCUGUACAAGAACGUAUCAGUUUGCAUAAGCGCUGUUCGUUUAGAAGUGUGUCGACCACCUAUGAGGGCAACUGCGUAUUGGCUCUUUAUAGACAUCCUGGUAUGUUGUGGCCAUACCGCAAUACGUCAUUUAGUCAUAUCGCUGAAAAGCAUUCUCCUAUAUCGCCAACGUCCCCUUCACUUGCAUAUUGUCACAGACACAGUUCGAGGGCAAAAAAUCUUGUCACACCUUCUAAACACAUGGAACAUCACCAGCCUUAAUUUCUCGAUAUAUUUAUCGACGGAUGCCGCAUCGGACGUAGCAUGGAUCAAGACUUCUCACCAUUCUGCCCUCAGUGGAUUACUUAAACUCACCGUGCCUUCAAUUUUGCCUCAGGAUCUUAAAAAAGUUAUACUGCUCGACACCGACCUUAUUUUUUUGUCUGACAUAGGGAUCUUGUGGGAUGUAUUUGAUCGGUUCAACUCUAAGCAGUGUCUGGGAAUUGCUGAAAAUCUCUCUGACUGGUAUCUGCGAAAGAACACUUCUGGUACGACCAUCAGGUGGCCAGCCAAAGGUCGGGGCUUUAAUACCGGUAUCGUUUUGAUGCACUUGGAAAAAUUGCGUGUGUUGUCUUGGACUUCGUUGUACACCAGGGUUGCUGAAGAAAAUCUGAAAUUUUUCAACUUUACGCACCUGGCAGAUCAGGUCAGCACGUUGAACAUUGUUUCUUUUUCACUGACGUUGUGUUAUUAUGAAUUAUUAUACUUAAUAGUUACGAAAAUAACUUUUACAUUGUUUCAUUUUGUUUUAUCUUUUUCACUAAUAAUCGAUUUUAAGAAUGACAUAGAUGUUUCGUUGGUUACUCAGUUGUCCUAUGAGAGACUGGCAGUAUUGGAGAAAUUGCUUUCGAGCUGGCAAGGUCCCGCUUCAGUGACCCUAUAUUUGUCUGACUCAGAAGCUUAUCAGUUCGUGCAGCUUCUGGGACAGUCGAUAUCACUGAACAGAAGAAACAUCGCAUAUCACAUCGUUUUCCGAGAAGGGGUAGGUACUGCACACAACGUUUUUCAAUACGUUUCGUUUGAACUUCUGAAUUGUAGGCGAGAGACAUGGGCCGCUGGGCAUCUGGCAACUGACUACGACCGAUGGAGAAAUGCUACUUCUCCUUAUAGGGUUGUGUACUGGAGCAUGGAUUUCGAGCCGUACAUUGCAGUGCGGAGUGAUGUAGUGCGUUACGAUACGAGAUUUCUCGGAUACGGGUGGAACAAGGUUUCUCAUAUUAUGGAACUGGACUCCAUUGGUUAUGAAUUUAUCGUCUUGCCGAACGUAUUCAUUGUUCACUUUCCUCAUCUGUUGAGCCCUGAAGCGUCCAGGUUCCGAACGAGCUUUUUCUAUCGUCAGUGCGUGAAGCUGCUCAAAGGCCAGUUCAUGAAGGACCUUGCUAAGCGGUACGCCCACAAUCGUAGUCGAGUUGUCAAAAUUAGGGCGCACAGUUUUGACUAA